Molecule: messenger RNA, 4527 nt
Organism: Octopus bimaculoides (California two-spot octopus)
Lineage: Eukaryota; Metazoa; Mollusca; Cephalopoda; Octopoda; Octopodidae
Product: potassium channel subfamily K member 18
Biological process (GO): stabilization of membrane potential; potassium ion transmembrane transport
Cellular component (GO): plasma membrane
Molecular function (GO): outward rectifier potassium channel activity; potassium ion leak channel activity
Source: RefSeq, a predicted model, not a curated record
AUAUUAUUUCUGUAAAUAAAACGAGUUGGCCACGGUUGGAAGACUUUUGAAUUAUUGGUCUGCGUAAUUAGAUUUGACACAAUACUAAAUAUUGCAACAGAUAAAGAGAAAGAGAGAAAGGAGGGAGAGAGAGAGAGAGAGAGAGAGAGAGAGAGAGAAGCAAAGUGGGAAAGGGAGAGAGAAGGGGAGAGAGAGACGGAAAGAGGCAGUAAUAUAGAGGGUGAGGGAGUGGGAGAGUGGAGAGAAAGAACGGGAAGGAAGAAAGUAUUCACUUAUACAGAGAACUUAAUUAUACAUACAUACGUACAUACAUAUAUGCAUACAUACAUAAAUAAUACAUACAUAUAUAUACAUGCACACACACUCACACACACAUAUAUAUAAAUACAUAUAUAUAAACCAUUCUAACGGAGCAAAACAAAACAAACAUCGAUGCAGCGAGACAUUCCUCCGUCCGUUCGGCUCUGAUAUCAACAUAUGUACAGGUGCUAUUUGAUAUACUUUCAUUAACUUAUAGAUUAUAAUUGAUUGAUAAAAAAAAAAAAAAAAAUAAUAAUAACAUUUACAUGAAGCUAUCGAGAUAAAAGUUUCAAUAUGUAAAUAUACACGCGUUUCACUAUAAAUAUAACGUAAUGAGAUAUUUAUCUUUUUAAAGAUACGGGAUGAAAGAUAGACCGAAAAUAAAAGAAAAAUAAACAGAGAGGCGCAGGAGUGUCUGUGUGGUAAGUAGUUUGCUUACCAACCACAUGGUUCCGGGUUCAGUCCCACUGCGUGGCACCUUUGGCAUAUGUCUUCUACUAUAGCCUCGGGCCGACCAAAGCCUUGUGAGUGGAUUUGGUAGACGGAAACUGAAAGAAGCCCGUCGUAUAUAUAUGUAUAUAUAUAUAUAUGUGUGUGUGUGUGUGUGUGUGUGUGUGUGUGUCAGUGUCUGUCCCCCCAACAUCGCUUGACAAACGAUGCUGGUGUGUUUACGUCCCUGUAACUUAGCGGUUCGGGGACGAUAGAAGAGACCGUUAGAAUAAGUACUAGGCUUACAACGAAUAAGUCCUGGGGUCGAUUUGCUUGACUAAAGGCGGUGCUCCAGCAUGGCCGCAGUCAAAUGACAGAAACAAGUAAAAGAGUAAAAGAGUAAUGAGUAAAGAGAGAGAGAGAGAGAGAAAAGGAAAAUAAAUAAGAAAGUCUGAAAUGAAAGAGAAGAGAAGUCAUAACAUCAACAUCAACAACAAAAAUACUAACGGUUAACAAGUGAUAUUGUGAAGGAAAACAGCUCGCCUGCUUGUCUCGCAGCUAACUGUCAUCAGUAUGAGAAACGUGAAAAACACACGGCGACUGUAACAACGUCAGUAACAACAAUAAUAACAUCAGCAACAAUAACACCAAGAAUAACAGAUCGAUAAACGAAAUCGAUAUUGCCAACGAGUUAACAGGGUAACUUCUUGCUUAUUACGAUCGCUGAAGUUGUUAGAAGUAACAGCCGAAAUUUCCCUCAAAUCACACCUUACUCGUCUUAAUAUAUAGGAAGGAAAUGCAUUGGAUGAUGUUCUCGUCGGUACACGAAAGGGCGUGAUGAUCACUGAUGGAACGGCUUGGGUCGUAGGUCUGAUCAAUUAGGAGGGCUGACCUGGGUGUCUACUUCGACAAAAUAACACUAAUAAUAACUAUAACGAUAACAGUAAAUAAAAUAACUACACAAAAAUACAAUAUAGAGGAAAAGUUACGGAUGGAUAGAAAAAAUGAUAUUAAAAAAAAUAAAUGAAAAAUAAAAGCUACAAAAAUUCCCAAAAGAAAAACAAAAUAAUGAUAUUAAUAAUGUGUGCCCAGAAAACAGACGGAAGUUAAAAAGAAAGAAAAAGAGAAAAAAAACAAAAACAAAAAAAAAGAGGAAAGAAAGAAUAGCGUGAGGGUGAGAAAGAGGAGGAAUUGCAAGGAAGAGAGAAGGGAAAACUAGUUAUAUAUACAAGUGUUGAUAAGUACACGUCUUAAUAUAACUGCCGUCUUCUUCUUUACGUGUUGUGAUGGUCAGAUUUAUUACAGGAAAAUAUUAUAUCCCAAACAUAUGAUGCGAUUAAAACCUUGCUCCAGGAUCAAUAAAUUGAUACCAAUCCAUGGAGGUGGAUUGCAGUAACUAUGACAGCCUCCGAUUGGACGCCUCACGAGGCCGUUCAUACAUACGUUAGUCGUUUAACAAACUGGAUACCUAAUACUUGCGGGGAUGUAGAACAACAGAGACAAGGAAAGAUAGGAACAAGAAAAGAAUACCAGGGAGUUGUUGAUGUUCUCGAAAAUGUCUGGAUAUAGUGAUUGCUGCGAUACCCGGAGGAUGGGACAAAACAGAAAGGAUGUAAUGAGAAUGAGAUGCUGCAGUCAUUUGAAUUGCAUUUAAAAGAGAUCACUGGUGAUAACUGACAUCUUUUGAAUAUCAACCACUUACAUUCGUCAUAAACCUUGUCUACAUCAAUCAUCUGUGAAUUAUGAAACUAUUAUGCAAGGAUUAUAAAUUAGUGUGCAAUUUAUGGCAGAAUGAUUGCUGAAUAUAUAUAAGUCUACAUUUAUAGUGAAUGAGGGAGAUACAUUUCUUGUUAUGCCAAAAUUGUAGUUCUACAGCUGGCAGCAACAGACGUUUGGUACGAAAUCUGUGAGAAGAAUGUUUUUAGCAGCAGCUUUAUCUGCAUUAAUGGAGAAUGGAUGACCUUCAUGUCAGAGACAAAAACCAAACAUCCAAACACAUUUCGUCCAGACCGGCUACUGCAAGUAUCAGUGCUGAUAGCGCGGAGCCCGGUGGCUGUGGGUCAGCGAGCGGAAGUAAAUCAGAAGAAAACAGAAAUUCAAACGGAAAUAUCGAAGGAAGUGAAAAUGUCGGUGAAAACAGUAGUGGUCCCAGUGGACAUAACGGUGGUGCUAAUCGCCAUGUUGAAAAUGUCGUCAAUAUUGUUAGCUGCACACAUACUGAGGACGAAGAGAUGGGAGAUGAUGACGAUGAUGAUGACGACGAUGAUAACAGCAGUAGUGAUUCUGGUUCUUAUUACGCUACUUCGGUCGAUCAGGCUAAUGACCGGUCACCCAAUAGUGUACGUAACAACCAAGAAGAAAGUGCCGUUGUCAUCGUUAGAGACAGUGAUGGAUCCGACGACAACGGACAAAAUAUCGAUGACAAUAAUUCCAAAAACAGAGCUAAAAAGCGAAAUUCGUCUAAAACCUUUUGCUGUAGUUGUUGUUGUUGUUACCGCAAGAAAAGGAAAAAUAUCAAUAUGGCGAAUGGUAAAGAAGUGGUUGAAAAGAAAGGUACAACUCGUGAAUCACAUCGGAAAACUACAAACAGGGUUGUUAACUGUUGCAAAACUUUCAUUACGUUUUUCUUCUCCAAUAUUGGUCUUUGUUCGUUGGUUAUUGGUUAUUCAAUUCUGGGAGGUUUUAUUUUUCAAAAACUCGAAGCGCCCAAUGAGGAAAAUGAACGAGGAACGGUGACUUUGCACCGGCAACGUCAUGUUAUUCGUUUAUGGAAUUUAACAGAGGAGUUAAACAUAUUGCACGAAGAGAACUGGUCACGUAUCGCUGACGAAGUGCUUUUGGACUUUCAACAGGAAGUAUUUGUAGCAAUUAAAAAACAAGGCUGGGAUGGAAAAGACGGUACGGCUGAAUUACAAUGGUCUUUUGCUGGCGCUCUACUUUAUUCAGUGACUGUCAUAACCACAAUAGGUUAUGGUCAUAUUGCGCCCAAAACAGCCUAUGGCCGCAUCGUAACGAUAUUCUAUGCGCUUGUUGGCAUUCCUUUAACACUGCUCUGUCUAGCCAACCUUGGCUCAGUAUUUGGCACUGGUUUUCGGUGCUUCUACAAACAUGCCUGUCGCUUCUUGUGUUAUCUCUGCUUCAAGAGUGAUUCACCACAACCUAGGAAACCCAUCCGUUAUCGUCCAAACAAUAGAACAAAUUCGGAAGAAGUCCAGGAACCCUUACGUGGAGACCAGGGUGAUAUAAUCGCACAAGAUUCCGAUAAUGGUGACUAUGACGAUAAAAAUACCAACCAAAAAUCCAAAGACGGAACACGAGUACCAAUAAUCGUUAGCAUUUUGCUAAUAGCUAUUUACAUAUUCGGAGGAGCGAUGCUGUUUACUCUCUGGGAACAAGACUGGGAUUAUUUAAUUGGAUCCUACUUUUGUUUUAUUACAUUAAGUACCAUAGGAUUUGGGGACUUUGUUCCUGGAACUAGCCAUGAUUCGUGGAAAAAUCAAGAAAAACUUAUACUCUGUGCAUUGUACCUAGUUUUCGGACUGGCGUUAAUAGCUAUGUGUUUUGACCUAAUGCAAGAGGAAGUAAGAGCGAAAUGCUUAUGGCUUGGACAGAGGCUAGGCAUUCUCGAUACAGAAAAUUGAAGAACUGUUAUUGUUUUCUAUUAUGUUUCUGUUUUGUUAUACUUUCUCUUGGAGGAAGUUAAAUCAUAUAUACGUCACUAGGAACGAUAUUAAAAUACGGAGGAACAAUCAACAGUUAUAUAUAAGCCUCUUUCUAUAUAAAUAUAUACCUCUGUCA